GUAUCUACCUGCACUUAUUCUUCUUUCUUUCUUGAAAAGUGAUAUACCUCUUUUCUCCAUUCCACUUCUUUUUUUCUUCUUUUAGGCAUAUACUUGAGUACCAGGGCACUGCAAUGUCGGAAGCUCAACGCCCCAAAGUCGGUGUCGGUGUCAUCAUCCACGACGAGGCUGGCAACAUCAUCAUGGGCGAGCGCGCAGGCAGCCACGGCGCUGGCACAUUCCAAUGUCCCGGCGGCCACCUCGAAUACUCCGAAUCCUUUGCCGAAACCGCAGCUCGCGAAGUCCUUGAAGAAACCGGUCUCGUAGUCGGUAACAUCAAGUUUCUAACCGCCACAAACGAUGUGUUUGGUGAAGGCAAACAUUACGUUACCAUAUUUGUCACGUGUACGAUUACGGGGGAAGAUAAGGUGGCAAAGCCGAUGGAACCGCACAAAUGCGCAGCGUGGGAGUGGGUGCCGUGGAGUCAGAUGUGGGCUUGGGCCGGGGAGCAAGCAGCGGCUGAGAAGGAAGGCAGAGAGGUGAAGAGGAAGAUGUUUCUGCCGCUUGUGAAUCUUUGGAGGGACUAUCCGGAGUUGGAGUUUGCGUUGGGUGGGAAGAGGUAAAGGGACGAAUGGGGGAUGUUGGAGGUUCCUUGCUUUGCUCGAUCGCCCAUGUAGUACGGUAUAUGGUUCUCUUGGGGUUGAAAAAAAAAGUCAGAUUUGCUAGGGGGUUAUCAUCUACCGAGCAAGUUGAAACAAACUGGUUUUUGGUGGAUUUAGUCUCUACGAUCGUAGGAACACGAUGAAAUAACAAGUCAUGUAAACUUGUGUAACGGUCCCUGAAAAGGAAAGAAAAAUAUCUAGCCUGCACUC
This is a messenger RNA of Bipolaris maydis ATCC 48331, 851 nucleotides long. RefSeq names its product glycoside hydrolase family 26 protein. Gene Ontology annotation, biological process: substituted mannan metabolic process. Gene Ontology annotation, molecular function: mannan endo-1,4-beta-mannosidase activity; carbohydrate binding. The record is from RefSeq and is a predicted model, not a curated record. Lineage: Eukaryota; Fungi; Ascomycota; Dothideomycetes; Pleosporales; Pleosporaceae.